UCACAUUCACUGAUAAUGGCUUCGCGAAUCUUGUCGAUAGUUAUCUCUUUCAUUUAUUUCUCAUUCUUGGCUAAAUCCUUUGCUAAGCCUCCUGUCACAACUCUCCCAGGCCAACCCACCCAUGUUUCUUUCAAACAGUACUCUGGUUAUAUCGUAACAGAUGCUGCUCAUGGCCGAGCUCUUUUCUAUUAUUUAGUUGAAGCUGAUUCAGCUCAUCCAUUGUCCCGUCCCCUAACAUUGUGGCUCAAUGGAGGUCCUGGUUGCUCUUCAGUUGGUUUUGGCGUACUCAUGGAACAUGGUCCAUUCCAGCCUAAAGACAAUCGACUCUUGGCUAAGAACAAGUAUUCUUGGAACUUGGAAUCCAACAUGUUGUAUGUGGACAGUCCCAUUGGAGUUGGUUUUUCAUACUCAAACACAAGCUCGGACUACACUUCUUAUAACGACACUACAACUGCUGAGGAUAAUUUGAAGUUCCUUCUUAACUGGUUGGAAAAAUUCCCAAAAUACAAAAAUUCAGACCUCUAUCUAGCGGGAGAAAGUUAUGCAGGCCACUUCAUUCCACAGCUUGCUUCGCUAUUGCUGGAGUACAACAAGAAGCCCAACAUCAGACCCAUCAAGCUGAAGGGCGUUGCUCUUGGGAAUCCACUACUUGACUUAGACAUUAGCAUAGCGUUUGCCGAGAACUUGUGGUCGCAUGGAGCAAUUUCAGAUGAGACAUUGAUGCUGGAGAAGACAGUUUGUAAAAUAUCAAGAUACUUCAAGGAGUUUGUCCAUAAUAAUCUGUCCAAGGAAUGCAGUGAUGUGUUUGAUAGAAUCAAUAAGGAGGUUGGUGAUGAACUCGAUCGCAAUGACCUGCUCUCGCUCCAGUGCUUACCAUCGACCGAGGCUGAGCAAUUUAGAGCAGCAAAAGCAAUAAUGCACUCAAACAUAGGGGCAGUGCUUCUGCGAGGUGCUGGUGAUCCAUGCCUGCCUGAUAGGAUUCUUGCUUACCUCAACAAGCCUGUGGUUCAAAAAGCACUUCAUGCCGUCCCAACCAACUGGAGCUUCUGUGCAGGGCCCCUUCAAUACCAAAUGGAAAGUUUGGCCACAAACAUGAUACCAAUCAUCUCAGAUCUUCUCAAGAGUGAUAUUCCGAUCAUGUUCUACAGUGGUGACCAGGAUACGAAAAUCCCACUUACUCAGACGAGGAUAAUUGCUAAUGCCAUGGCUAAAAGCUUGAAGCUUGUUCCCUUGACAAGUUACGGGCCUUGGUAUGAUAAUAAGCAGGUGGGUGGAUGGGCUCAGUCGUUUGGCAAGCAAAGAGAAGGAAAGAACGUAACAUAUCUUACAUUUGCAACAGUUAGAGGUGGAUCGCAUGAAGUCCCAUACACAUCGCCAUCACAAACUCUAACACUGUUCCGAGUUUUUCUAAGUGGAUCUCUUCUGCCCGCGCCCAAAGUUAGCUAAAGUGGAGUGGGGCUU
This is a messenger RNA of Nelumbo nucifera (sacred lotus), 1461 nucleotides long. Its product is annotated as serine carboxypeptidase-like 45. Lineage: Eukaryota; Viridiplantae; Streptophyta; Magnoliopsida; Proteales; Nelumbonaceae. Gene Ontology annotation, molecular function: serine-type carboxypeptidase activity. The record is from RefSeq and is a predicted model, not a curated record. Gene Ontology annotation, biological process: proteolysis. Gene Ontology annotation, cellular component: vacuole.